AUGGAAUUUUGUUCUUCACUAAGUGGACAACUGUUUGUUGAUAUUGAAAUGUUCGCCCAACCGAUCCCAUCCGAGUUGACGGCGAAACUGCUGGGUAACAGAGUGGCCGUGUCACCCAUCGUCACCGUCGAACCUAGAAGGCGAAAGUUUCACAAGCCAAUCACGCUCACGUUGCCCUUACCACAGGCCUCUUCAAAGGGGAUGAUCAACCAUUACUCGGGCGAUGCGCCUACUCUCAGGCUUUUGUGCAGCAUCACAGGAGGAACAUCCAGAGCACAAUGGGAGGAUGUUACUGGCUCGACGCCUCUUACAUUUAUCAACGAUUGCGUAUCAUUUACAACAACUGUUUCGGCGCGAUUUUGGCUGAUGGACUGCCGGAAUGUGGCGGACGCGUCUAAAAUGGCUACCGAGUUAUACCGGGAGGCUAUACACGUACCAUUUAUGGCCAAAUUCGUGGUGUUUGCUAAACGAACAGACACAAAUGAAGCUCGAAUACGGUUGUUCUGUAUGACGGACGAUAGAGAAGACAAGACCUUAGAACACAAAGAACACUUUACUGAAGUCUCAAAUAGUAGAGACGUUGAGGUUUUGGAAGGCAAACCUGUGUUCGUCGAAUUUGCAGGAAAUCUCGUACCAGUCACCAAGUCCGGGGAACAACUCAGAUUAGUGGUGCGGGCGUUUAAAGAAAACAGAUUACCAUUCACCAUGCGUGUAAAAGAUCCCAGUGCCGAACCACGGUCGUGGACUAUAAUAAUGAAAGAACCAAAAGUUUCUAAAAACGAACCAGCUCAAACGCCAGUUUGUGUUUUACAAUUCGGAUUGCCCGAAAACAUUGUACACGAUACAGAUGACAAUGUUGAUGAACAUUACAACUACACAUACACCCACGAUUCGAACACAGAGUCACACAAACGUGCUGAAUUAAGAAUAACCGAUAUUAGUAAUUUCGUGUCUGAUGAUUGGAUUAAUCUGGCACAUGAAUUGGGAUUCCAAUCGACAGAUAUUGCUCAAAUACAGAGAGAAUAUCCAGAUAGUAGUGGUCAACAGUGUAUGAGUAUGCUUAAUUUAUGGAUGAACGAAAUAUCCGGCCAAGAUUCAGUCAUUGCUUUAGAAAGAGCUUUAAACAAUAUUGGUAGAGCUGAUGUAGUGGAAAAGUGUAAUUUUGCGGAGAUUGGGCAUUAUCCUUCGGAAAAUGGCAUUUACGCAAAGCCAGAAAAACAUCAAAGCUCGCAAUCUCUGAACAACAAAUAUGCUGCCGAAGAAAAGGCUGUGAUCGAAGACGAGAUCGUCAAAACGGUGACUGAGAGACGAAUGGAAAUUGAACAACGAUUGAACGGUGAACCAGUGGUCAAUGACAAGAAAUAUGAAUCGUUUGCCAAAGGAGAUGACGCUGUCCAAAUGACAUCCAAAUCCGAAGAGAUCCCCAUUGUCGAACCGAUCGAACCCACCGAGGUGUCGUUCGAACACAAACGAAUGUCAUUUGAGAGAGGUGUGUCAAUCGAACAGGUGCUCCAAGAAGAAAUUCCGAUAAAAGAUAAAUCAGUCAUGUUGGAAGAGAAAAAGAUGCCAUCGAUCGAAGAAAAACUUGUCGAUGUGGAUGUGGAUGUGGACGCAACGAGCUUGACGUUUCACGAAAAAAGAUUGUCUUUCGAGCAAGGAAUACCCGUCAAGGAAAUCAUUCAAAAAAAGUCGGAGGAUAACAUCACCGUUCCUGGAAACGGGAAAGAAUCGACAGUGAUAAUUGAAACCGAAAAGUCAGUCGCAAAGAGCGAUAUGACGUUGGCGGAAGAUGCAAAUGUUUCUGAUACAAAAGCAGUUCCAAAGCCUAGUAUUGAAUUAACUAAGGACACAGAUGAGAAAAUAAGACGUGAUUCGAUAUUGUUUGAAGAAGUUUCUCAAGGUUUGGUGAAACUAGAUUCAAAUGGAUCAAAAGUAGAAGACAAAUCUGAACUACUAUCACCUCAAUCAUCUAGAACUCCUCCACCAAGCCCUGCGGAGUUCAAAGAAAUGGAACAACAAAAUGAAUCUAAACAACGCCAGACAGAAUCCAUAUCUGCAGAAAAAGAGCCUCAAACAGCAUUAUGGUCACAGGACAAUGAUGACUUGUUGGACACUCAUGGUUUCGGCGAACAUCUCAACGGCAUUGAAACGCCAAAUUUAUCGAAGCCGAAAACUCAUAAAUCGUUGGCGGACAUUGAUGAGGAAUUUGAGGAACGGUCGGUUGUAUUGCAUCCUUUUUUUGAUCAACCAAAAAAAGAUAUUUUCGAACAAGUACAAUUUAUAAAACAUCACGAUGAUUCACCUGCAUUUGAUAGCCCGUUAACAGAUAAAAGUGUAUCUCAUCAUGAUACAGGAAUAAGUCUAUCUAGAGAAUAUUCCGAUACUUUAACUAGUUCAGGAAUAAGAACAAAACCUAAACAUACAGAUACAGCUUUUGAUGAAGAGGCAGAACUCACAGAUAAUGGAUUAAGUCCAAUUCAACCUGAUGAAGUCGGGCUUGCUGCUAAUGAAAUAAUAGAAAUAAAAAAAAAAAUUGGAAUGUACGACGCCGGAAAUAGCCCAAUAAUAUUUAUGGAAUCUAUAGCAUUAUCUCCUUUUGAAACAGUGAAAAGUGAUGUUUCUACUAUCACUGAUAAUGUGAAAAAAAUUGAUGUAGCAAACAGUCCAAUAGAAUCAAAUAAAAUUCAAAGAAAUAUGGACACAACAGUAGAUGUUAAAAAAAUGAUAAUGCAAUUGGAGAAAUCUGGCGCAGGAUUGGAAAACGUAACAUUCCAACAAUCACCAAAAAGAAAACAACCAGUGAAAACGUUUCUAACUGAAACAAUACAUUCAGAGGAACAUCAAACUCUAUACGUUGACAUCAAAAAAGAGUAUAAUAAAAAUGAUACAAAUACAACAAAUCUACAGUCAAAACUAGACGAAGUAAUUAAAACCGAAAAAUGUGUGUUGGAACAUUUGGAAAAAGGUGUAAAUACACCCAAAAAUAAUUCGGAGCUAGAAAAUAAAUUAUUGCAAAUUGUUAAUAUAGAAACAAAUACAGGAUAUAAAAAAGAAGAAAGUAUUAUGGAACCAAUAAAAGUGACAGGUAUUUCUAAAGAAUUGAAACAAUUAAUUGAUGACGAGGAAAAAGAACAAGAAAGAAUGUUUAGAGUACUAAUGAAUGAAAAUGAUACAAAUAAAAAUAUAUAUAAUAAUCAAACACCUGUAGUUGAAGAAAUUAUAACUCCUAAACGAUCUAUAGACUUAGCAUGUAUGGACGUUGAAAAAGAUGAUAAAGAUAAGAAUUUAGAUAUUGCAGAUGACGAAGAAAAUGAAAUAAACAACACUAAAAAAGACAAAUCAAUAUCAUUUAUACCUAAAACAAUAGAAAAAGGUUUAAAAGAUAUAACAAUGACACUAACAAGUAUUGUAAAAAAAAUGGAUGUAAAUGAUAUGUCAGGAAAGAAAAAUGAGAGUGAAGGGGGAGAUAGAGUAGCUGAAAUAAUAAUUGAAAUUGAAAACGACCAACUUGUAACUUUAACUAAUAACAAGAUAAAAGAAACAAGUAACAAUAUACUAGAAAUAGACAAAUCUAAAAUAAACACAAACAAUAAAACAAAAAAUAAUGAACCAAACAUAGAUAUUGACAAAACCAUAACAAAUACCGAAGUAAAACAAAUUCUGAAUGAAAAUCAGAAAGAAGUAAUACAAACAUUUGAAUCAAAUCUCAAUAAUGUAAAUAAACAAGUAGUGACUGAGCAAAAAAGUAAUGAAAACCAAAGUAAAAACAAAACUAUCGAUACACAAAUCAAAAUCGAAAACAAAACUGACACAAACACUAAAACAACAACAACCACUAAUGAACAAUACGAAAAAACUGAAACACAUACUAAAACCUUCAUACAUAAAAAAAAUAAAGAACAAACAGAGAUAAAAACGACAAACAUUUGUAACAAAACCCAUAUCCAAGAAAAAAUCAUAAAAGACGAAGCUACCAACUUUGAAAACAUUAAAGUAAAUACGGGAGAAAAAAAAAUUGAAAAGAAAAUAGAACAAAUUAAAAUACGAGAAGAAAACCCUAUAACACCAAAAUAUGAACAUAAAAUCGAGGAAAACGAAAGAAAAAAAGAACAAUCCAAAACAGAAAAUAGUAAAACGAAACCUUGCAUAGAAGGAAUAGAAAGUGAUAAAAUACAUUUCGAUGAGUUUUAUAAAUGGGUGGAUAAAAUAGUAGAAGGAAAAAAUGAAAAUGCAACAAAAAGCGAAAACAACAAAACUCAAAAACAAAAUAAUUCAGUUACAUUAACAAAAAAUUUAAACGCUGAUAUUUCAAAAACUGACACCUAUGAUGAAGUAUCUAAAAUAAUUAAUAUUGAAUCAAAAACUACUGAAACCAUUGAUCAUGAAAUCGUAACUGACAAAACAUUCUUCCAAAAACCAAUUCUAACAAAAUCUGAUUCGAAUGAAAAUGUAAAAGCAAUUAUUAGUAAAAAAGAUUUCGAUGACAUUGUAGAACAUGACAAAGAUCUUAAAAUAACAACCUCUGAUAAAACUAAAGUUGAUAAAACUGACUCUAAAGAUUCAGUUAAAUUAACUACAGUUGAAAAAACUGACACCACUGAUGAGGUAUCUAAAAUAACUACGAUUGAAUCUAAAUUUUCUGAAAUCAUUGAUCAUGAAACUGUAACCGAUAAAACAUUGUCCAAGAAUGCCGUCCUAACUAAACCUGAUUCAAAAGAAAGUAUUAAGGAAAUUAUAGGUGAAAAAGAUUUAGUUGACAUUGUAGACCUGCAAAAAGAUAAAGAAAUGCCAACUUCUGAUAAAACUAAACUUCAUAAAACUGACAAAACUGAUGAGGUAUCUAAAACAACUACAAUUGUAUCUAAACAUUCUGAAAUCAUUGAUCAUAAAAUUAUAACCGAUAUACCAUUGCCCGAAACAUCCAACCUAACAAAAUCUGAUUCGAAAGAAAGUGUUAAAUCAAUUAUUAUUGAAAGAGAUUUAGAUGACAUUGUAGAGCACGACAAAGAUACCAAAAUUCCAACUUCUGAUAAAACUGAACUUCAUAAAACUGACACCACUGAUGAGGUAUCUAAAACUACUACACUUGAAUCUAAACAUUCUGAAAUCAUUGAUCAUAAAAUUAUAACCGAUAAACCAUUGCCCAAAACAUCCAUCCUAACAAAAUCUGAUUCGAAAGAAAGUGUUAAAUCAAUAAUAAGUGAAAAAGAUUUCGAUGACAAUGUAGAACUCGACAAAGAUACCAAAAUAACAACCUCUGAUAAAACUAAACUUCAUAAAACUGACAAAACUGAUGAAGUAUCUAAAACUACUACACUUGAAUCUAAACAUUCUGAAAUCAUUGACUAUAAAAUUAUAACCGAUAAACCAUUGCCCGAAACAUCCAUCCUAACAAAAUCUGAUUCGAAAGAAAGUGUUAAGGAAAUUAUAGGUGAAAAAGAUUUAGAUGACAUUGUAGAGCACAACAAAGAUACCAAAAUUCCAACUUUUGAUAAAACUAAAGUUGGCAAAACUGACUUUAAGGAUUCAGUAACAUUGACAACCGUUGAAAAAACUGACACCACUGAUGAGGUAUCUAAAACUACUACACUUGAAUCUAAACAUUCUGAAAUCAUUGAUCAUAAAAUUAUAACCGAAAAACCAUUGCCCGAAACAUCCAUCCUAACAAAAUCUGAUUCGAAAGAAAGUGUUAAAUCAAUAAUUAGUGAAAGAGAUUUCGAUGACAUUGUAGAACACGACAAAGAUACCAAAAUAACAACCUCUAAAAAAACUAAACUUCAUAAAACUGACACCACUGAUGAGGUAUCUAAAACAACUACACUUGAAUCUAAACAGUCUGAAAUCAUUGAUCAUAAAAUUAUAACCGAUAAACCAUUGCCCGAAACAUCCAUCCUAACAAAAUCUGAUUCGAAAGAAAGUGUUAAGGAAAUUAUAGGUGAAAAAGAUUUAGGUGACAUUGUAGAGCACGACAAAGAUACCAAAAUAACAAUCUCUGAUAAAACUAAAGUUGAUAAAACUGACUUUAAGGAUUCAGUUACAUUGAAAAACGUUGAAAAACUGACACCACUGAUGAGAAACGAUAACGAUUCCAAAAUCCCAACUUCUGAUAAAACUAAACUUCAUAAAACUGACAAAACUGAUGAAGUAUCUAAAACAACUACAAUUGAAUCUAAACAUUCAGAAAUCAUUGAUCAUAAAAUUAUAACCGAUAAACCAUUGCCCGAAACAUCCAUCCUAACAAAAUCUGAUUCGAAAGAAAUUGUUAAAUCAAUAAUUAGUGAAAGAGAUUUCGAUGACAUUGUAGAACACGACAAAGAUACCAAAAUAACAACAUCUGAUAAAACUAAAAUUGAUAAAACUGACUCUAAGGAUUCAGUUACAUUAACAACCGUUGAAAAAACUAACACCACUGAUGACGUAUCUAAAACAACUACACUUGAAUCUAAACACUCUGAAAUCAUUGAUUAUAAAAUUAUAACCGAUAAAGCAUUGCACGAAACAUCCAUCCUAACAAAAUCUGAUUCGAAGGAAAGUGUUAAAUCAAUAAUUAGUGAAAAAGAUUUCGAUGACAAUGUAGAACUCGACAAAGAUACCAAAAUAACAACCUCUGAUAAAACUAAACUUCAUAAAACUGACACCACUGAUGAGGUAUCUAAAAUAACUACAAUUGAAUCUAAAAUUAUAACCGAUAAACCAUUGACCGAAACAUCCAUCCUAACAAAAUCUGAUUCGAAAGAAAGUGUUAAAUCUAUAAUUAGUGAAAAAGAUUUCGAUGACAUUGUAGAACACGACAAAGAUACUAAAAUAACAACCUCUGAUAAAACAAAAGUUGAUAAAACUGACUCUAAGGAUUCAGUUACAUUAACCAUGGUUGAAAAAACUGACACCACUGAUGAGGUAUCUAAAACAACUACACUUGAAUCUAAACAGUCUGAAAUCAUUGAUCAUAAAAUUAUAACCGAUAAACCAUUGACCGAAACAUCCAUCCUAACAAAAUCUGAUUCGAAAGAAAGUGUUAAAUCAAUAAUAAGUGAUAAAGAUUUCGAUGACAUUGUAGAACUCGACAAAGAUACCAUAAUAACAACCUCUGAUAAAACUAAAGUUGAUAAAACUGACUCUAAGGAUUCAGUUACAUUAACAACCGUUGAAAAAACUGACACCACUGAUGACUGUUAA
Molecule: messenger RNA, 7176 nt
Organism: Aphis gossypii (cotton aphid)
Lineage: Eukaryota; Metazoa; Arthropoda; Insecta; Hemiptera; Aphididae
Product: ankyrin-2-like
Exons: 19
Coding region: 1-7176 (2391 amino acids)
Biological process (GO): signal transduction
Molecular function (GO): protein binding
Source: RefSeq, a predicted model, not a curated record